AGCAAUCACUCUAGUGCUACUGAAUUCUAUCUUCUUGGUUUCUCUGGGUCCCAGGAACUACACCACCUUCUUUUUGCUGUAUUCUUUUUCUUCUACUCAGUGACACUGAUGGGAAAUGCUGUCAUCAUCGUGAUUGUCUCUGUUGAUAAACGCCUGCAGACCCCCAUGUAUUUCUUCCUUGGUCAUCUCUCUGCCUUGGAGAUUCUGAUCACAUCCAUGAUCGUCCCACUGAUGCUCUGGGGGCUGUUGUUCCCUGGGAUGCAGACAAUACCUCUGACUGCGUGUGUCUCCCAGGUCUUCCUGUACCUUGCUUUGGGGACCACAGAGUUUGCAAUAGUGGGAGCGAUGGCUGUGGACCGUUACGUGGCUGUCUGUCACCCCUUGAGAUACAACAUCAUCAUGAACAGUCAGACCUGCAUCUGGGUGGUAAUUGCCUCAUGGCUGUUUGGGCUCUUUUCUGAAAUCUGGCCCGUCUAUGCUGCAUUUCAGUUUACUUUCUUCAAAUCAAAUGUGUUAGACAAUUUUUACUGUGACCGAGGGCAACUGCUCAAACUAUCCUGUGAUGACACUCUUUUCAUAGAGUUUGUUCUGUUUUUAAUGGCUGUUUUCAUUAUCAUUGGUUCUCUGGCCCCAACAAUUGUCUCCUACACCUACAUCAUCUUCACCAUCCUUAGGAUGCCCACCGCCUCCGGCAGGAGGAAGGCCUUCUGUACGUGUGCCUCCCACAUCACCUUUGUUGUGAUCGGCUAUGGCAGCUGCCUGUUCCUCUACGUGAAACCCAAGCAGACGCAGGCAGCCGAGUACAAUAAGGUAGUUUCCCUGUUGAUUUAUGUGUUAACCCCUUUCCUGAACCCUUUCAUCUUCACGCUCCGGAAUGACAAAGUCAAAGAGGCUCUUCAGGAUAAUAUGAAACACUGCUGUCAACUCUUCAAGAAUUAA
This is a messenger RNA of Manis javanica (Malayan pangolin), 939 nucleotides long. RefSeq names its product olfactory receptor family 9 subfamily A member 2 (gene OR9A2). Gene Ontology annotation, biological process: G protein-coupled receptor signaling pathway. The record is from RefSeq and is a predicted model, not a curated record. Gene Ontology annotation, molecular function: G protein-coupled receptor activity; olfactory receptor activity. Gene Ontology annotation, cellular component: membrane. NCBI's taxonomy places the organism in Eukaryota, Metazoa, Chordata, Mammalia, Pholidota, Manidae.